GCUGUAAUGGGUAUAAUGAGUGAGUAUACGAAUCUUAGUAAGAAAGUGGAGCAGAACAGAGAAAUGAUAGAAAAACUUGACAUUGACAUUCAACAUUUGGCCUCAAAAGUUGAAGACCUAAAGUCACAUGACGGUAUUGCAUCUGAUGUUAAAGAAUGGAUGCAUCAAAUGUCAGCUCUGAAGCAAAAUGACGCAAAUACUUUGGAUGUCAAUGCUCGUGUUAUGGAACUAAAUUGUCAAUAUUCAAAUCUGUAUAAACAGUUACAAGAGGUCAAAGGAAUAGCUGUUAGGAAUGCUGCUGAUAUUCAAGGUUUAAAACGAGAUAUGGAAAACGUUAAAUUGCAUGAAGAUAUCUCGCCAAAGAAAUUGCGAUGGAAUAUUCGUGACAAUGUAUCCAACUUCUGUGGUCGCAUCGAGGUUCUCGACAAAAUUCAUCAUUAUCUUCAAACCACAUUCGGCAAGAAAAAAUAUUUAGCCAUUGCUUUGUCAGGAUUGGGUGGGAUAGGAAAAACAGAAGUUGCAGCCAAAUAUAUCAACAGGUAUGACAAGGAAUACCAAAACAUUAUCUGGCUUGAGUGCAAUGACAUAGAAACAUCUUUGGUAGAAUUAGCUUCACGCAUGCAAAUAAAAACGCAGGUAUAUAAAGUCAAUAUCUUAACUCAACUUAUUUGCGACAAGUUAGGUGAUGGUAAGUGCAUGUUUGUAUUGAAUGGUGUCGUGAAUAAUAAGUCAAUUAAAGAUUUAAUGAAGAACUUAAAGAAUAUGAAGAACACACCUUGUGUUCUAAUAACAAGUCAGUAUAGUUAGUGGGAUGAUGUACACAUAAAACAUGUCCCAAUGGAUGUAUUUAAAAGUGAUGAAGCUCUCGGAUUCCUUCGUAAAUGUCUGCCAAAUUAUGAUCCUGUGGAAGUUGAAACAUUGGUUCAUGAUUUACAAUAUUUACCUUUAGCUUUGCAAGCAAGCAAAAAGCUAUAUUGUGAAACACUCAAUGUGCAUACCUGAUUACCUAGAUCAAAAGGAUGUAACAGAAUAUGAUAAAACAUUGCUUACUGUGUGGAAGAUGGCGUUCGAUAAACUUAAAGAACAUGAUAACACUCUUGCUAUCGAUAUUUUAAACAUGAUGGCAUACAUGGAUGGCAGUUUUAUCAACACUUCUUAUAUUUGAAUGAUAUUGAUAAGCUACAGCUGAAUGAGGCUGUAGAAGUAUUAUGUGAAUAUUCAUUAAUACAAGGAAAUACUUCGAAGAUUAUCACAAUGCAUAGUUUAGUGCAAAAGAUUACCAUGUUAUAUGAGAAAGAGGUCGUGUUAUCUUCAAAUUCAAAUUUAAGUGAAACGUAUACUUUAAAGUUAUCGAAAUUAUUAAACGAUAUAGUUGAGACACAACCGCUGUUAGAUGGUGAUCUUAAAGAUCUUUGGUUUAGACACAUGAAAAAACUUAUACUGUCACAGGACAAUUUUUGUAUGCCUGAUUUGAUCGUGUUGUCUACCACUGCUAUGGUAUAUGGAGACUUGUAUUUUCAUACUUAUUUGGCCAGUGUUGCUGUUAAUAUUUGUAAAAUUGUUUACAAUCAGUCCGGAAAAUCAGAAGAUUUUGAGAUGCUCUUUAACUACGCACUACAAUAUGCUAAUACAUUCGAGGUUAAUAGAAAUGGCGUAAGAAUGUUGCAGUUUAUGCAUGAAUUU
Molecule: messenger RNA, 1683 nt
Organism: Hydractinia symbiolongicarpus
Lineage: Eukaryota; Metazoa; Cnidaria; Hydrozoa; Anthoathecata; Hydractiniidae
Exons: 3
Coding region: 7-807 (266 amino acids)
Molecular function (GO): ADP binding
Source: RefSeq, a predicted model, not a curated record